Messenger RNA from Hipposideros armiger (great roundleaf bat), 11214 nucleotides. RefSeq names its product hook microtubule tethering protein 3 (gene HOOK3). The coding region runs from base 233 to 2332 and encodes 699 amino acids. Gene Ontology annotation, molecular function: dynein light intermediate chain binding; microtubule binding. The transcript has 22 exons. The record is from RefSeq and is a predicted model, not a curated record. NCBI's taxonomy places the organism in Eukaryota, Metazoa, Chordata, Mammalia, Chiroptera, Hipposideridae. Gene Ontology annotation, cellular component: centrosome; cytoplasm. Gene Ontology annotation, biological process: cytoskeleton-dependent intracellular transport; cytoplasmic microtubule organization.
GUCGGGGGCGCGCGCGAGAGGCGCGCGUCCCGAGUGAAAGGAGAAGGAGGGGUGCAGGGGGUGACGGUGCGGGAGCCGCUGCCAGCGCGGAACGAGAGCCGGCGGCCUGGGCCCGAGGACAAGGUGGGCCAGAGGCCAGAUCGGCUGCCCGGACCCUUCGACGCGGCCCCGGCCUGAGCGGCAGCGGUUUCUGGCGAGGUGGGGAGGCGCUGCCAAGCCCCAGCAGGGGAAGAUGUUCAACGUGGAGUCGGCGGAACGGGUGGAACUGUGCGAGAGCCUUCUCACUUGGAUACAGACAUUUAAUGUAGAUGCGCCAUGCCAGACCGUGGAAGAUUUAACGAAUGGGGUUGUGAUGGCCCAGGUUCUUCAAAAAAUAGAUCCUGCAUAUUUUGAUGAAAAUUGGCUAAACAGAAUCAAAACUGAAGUGGGAGAUAAUUGGAGGCUAAAGAUAAGCAAUUUAAAGAAAAUUUUAAAAGGAAUCCUGGAUUAUAAUCAUGAGAUUUUAGGACAGCAAAUUAAUGAUUUUACCCUUCCUGAUGUGAACCUUAUUGGGGAGCAUUCUGAUGCUGCCGAACUGGGAAGGAUGCUUCAGCUCAUUUUAGGCUGUGCUGUGAACUGUGAACAGAAGCAAGAGUACAUCCAAGCCAUUAUGAUGAUGGAAGAAUCUGUUCAACAUGUUGUCAUGACAGCCAUUCAAGAGUUGAAGAAAACUACAGAGGAACUAAAUGAAGCUUUGUCAGCAAAGGAAGAAAUUGCCCAAAGAUGCCAUGAAUUGGAUAUGCAGGUUGCAGCAUUGCAAGAAGAGAAAAGUAGUCUGCUGGCAGAGAACCAGGUAUUAAUGGAAAGACUUAAUCAAUCUGAUUCUAUAGAAGAUCCUAACAGUCCAGCAGGGAGAAGACAUCUGCAGCUCCAAACUCAAUUAGAACAGCUCCAGGAAGAAACAUUCAGACUAGAAGCAGCCAAAGAUGAUUAUCGAAUACGCUGUGAAGAGUUAGAAAAGGAAAUCUCUGAACUUCGGCAACAGAAUGAUGAACUAACCACUUUGGCAGAUGACGCUCAGUCUCUAAAAGAUGAAAUAGAUGUUCUUAGACAUUCUUCUGAUAAAGUGUCUAAACUAGAAGGCCAAGUGGAAUCAUAUAAAAAGAAGCUAGAAGAUCUUGGUGAUUUGAGGCGGCAGGUUAAACUCUUAGAAGAGAAGAACACUAUGUAUAUGCAGAACACUGUCAGUCUAGAGGAAGAGUUAAGAAAAGCCAAUGCGGCUCGAAGUCAACUUGAGACAUAUAAGAGACAGGUAGUAGAAUUGCAAAAUAGAUUAUCUGAAGAAUCGAAGAAAGCAGAUAAAUUAGAUUUUGAAUAUAAGCGGCUAAAAGAAAAAGUUGACAGUCUUCAAAAAGAAAAGGAUCGGUUAAGAACAGAAAGGGAUUCUCUGAAGGAGACCAUUGAAGAGCUUCGUUGUGUGCAGGCUCAAGAAGGGCAGCUCACAACUCAAGGGUUAAUGCCUCUGGGAAGUCAGGAAUCUUCAGAUAGCCUGGCAGCAGAGAUUGUUACACCUGAAAUCAGGGAGAAACUUAUUCGUCUUCAGCAUGAGAAUAAGAUGUUAAAACUUAACCAAGAGGGUUCAGACAAUGAAAAAAUUGCCUUAUUGCAGAGCCUUCUAGAUGAUGCAAAUCUACGCAAGAAUGAACUGGAGACAGAGAAUAGGCUGGUGAAUCAAAGACUCCUGGAAGUACAGUCACAAGUUGAAGAAUUGCAAAAAUCUUUGCAGGAUCAAGGAUCAAAAGCAGAAGAUGCUAUUUCUGUUCUUCUAAAGAAGAAACUUGAAGAACAUCUAGAGAAGCUGCAUGAAGCCAAUAACGAACUGCAGAAGAAGAGAGCCAUUAUUGAAGAUCUUGAACCAAGAUUUAACAACAGCUCCUUAAAAAUUGAAGAAUUACAAGAAGCUUUACGGAAGAAAGAAGAAGAAAUGAAGCAAAUGGAAGAACGAUAUAAGAAAUACUUAGAGAAAGCCAAAAGUGUUAUCCGUACUUUAGAUCCUAAACAGAAUCAAGGAGCGGCACCAGAAAUACAAGCUCUUAAAAAUCAGCUCCAGGAACGGGACCGACUCUUCCAUUCAUUAGAGAAAGAGUAUGAGAAAACGAAGAGUCAGCGAGAGAUGGAGGAAAAAUAUAUUGUUAGUGCCUGGUACAAUAUGGGAAUGACUCUGCAUAAAAAGGCAGCUGAAGAUAGACUUGCUAGUACAGGUUCAGGGCAGUCCUUCCUGGCCAGGCAAAGACAAGCAACCAGCACAAGAAGAUCUUACCCGGGCCAUGUUCAGCCAGCCACAGCAAGGUAGACAAGUCUUGCCACUAGAAUAAAAAACACUGCAUUCAAAACAUACUUCAGUUACAUAUAACAGCAUUUCAGGAAAUUCAGCCAGCUUAUUCUUUGUCUCUAUUUUAUGUUACUAUUUAGUUGUUUCCUACUUGAGGAAGUUCUCUCACCUGUGUCUGUAUGUUUUAGUUUCUUGGUCCUUUAUUUUGUAGUCCUUUCAGUUCCUUUUAAUGUGCCAAAAAAUUUUAAAUGCCCAAUUAAAAGUGUUGUAUAAUAGUGUAGUACUUUUCUUUGUAUGAAAACGUCCUUUCCCCAGUGGUGUAAGCUUUGUAAUGAAUUAGAAUUUCUGCCAAUAAUUGAUAUACAAUUUAUAUUCUUUAUUGUGCCUCUGUGUUACCAUGCUUUAUAAGAAUGUCUUUGUUUAAAGGGAAUUAAUCUUUCUAUGAUGUAUUAAUCUGUGUUUUCAAUUGUUUUUCAAAUGCACUUCAAAUAACUUGCAUACUUACUAUAUAAAAUGAAUGGUUGGCAAGGGCACUUUUUGCAAAGACAUAAAUAAAUACAAUACAUUGGCAGAGGUGCUAGUCAGAUCUCACCCAGGCACCUGAGAGAAUUAUUUAGUGGGAAAAAAUAAGUUUUCACAUUGUUUUAUAAGAAAUUAAAUUUGAAGAUUUGGAAACUAUUUUUAAAACAUAAAUACAUAGAAUGUUAUUAUUUCCUGCUAUAUUAUUGCUGGCAAAAGUGAAUACGUUGGUUAGGUUAUUUGGGGAGAAAUUACAGAAGGAAAAGAAAGAUCAGGCAGUGCAUUAAUUUUGUCUUCCUUUGGAAUAUCACAGUAACUGAGGAUCAAGUUUUGGCAACGUGGCUGACAUUUAUGGUUUCAUUUGCCUUCCACAUCUAAAAUAUUUAUUUUUCAUAUACUUACAAGUAACUUCCCUUUGGGGCAAUUUCCUUGUUGCCUUGUAGUUCAUGUGUUUUACUUAUUCAUUAAUAUAAACCCUUCUAUACUUAACACCUUAAUAUCAGUCAUUAAGAUCAAUAAGUGACUUUUUAUGUGAUUUUAUGACAAGUCUCCUUUACAUUUUGUCUCAAUUCUAUGUAUUAGUCCAAGAAUUUGCUACUGAACAGAUUCUCUUAGGUAUUUGGUUUCCUCAAAGUGCUUAAAUUUAUUGAUAGAUUGUAAACAAUGUUAUUUACAUUGAUGAAUGGCUGCCAAGUCAUAAUGAUUGUAAAGCACUUUGACUAUAUAAGGUGCUAUAUAAAUGUAAAAUAUCAUUUAUUUGAAAAUGGAAUGCCUCUGCCUUGACUUUACAUAUUAACUUAAGUAUUUGGUCCCCAAUUAUAUUUAAGCUCCCCUCCAGUCUUUUUCUUGCACCAUAGCCCAUUUUUUAAAGCAAAAAAAUUACUGAAAUUAGGUUGAUUGUUGUUCUUCUUGUUUAUUUGUUUGUUUUUGUUUUUAGAUAAGUCACCUAAAGAGAGGAUUUUAUUUCAUGUACUUGCUAUUUGAAAGUUCAGGUUUCAUUUAGUUCUGUAUAUUAAAUACAAAUUAGUAACUUGAAAUCAAACUAAAAUAAGGAUUUUCAGAAAUUGUAUUCAAAUGUUUGAUUUUAAAUCCUUUUUUUUAUAAGAAAAUUGAACUAAAAAUUAGUACUAAGUGUUUUCAUUUGUCCUCAGAAACUACUUGCAGAAAGGAUUAGAAUAUACACAGAAAUGACUGUGCAUUGUGCUAAUUUUUACAUUAAGUACAGAAGUCUAAGUGCAGUGUGAAUACUUCUGCCUGAUAAGACCGUAAAGCAGGAAGAAUUAGUAAUAAUUGAGAGAACCCAUGUGAGUAGAAUGCAUUGUGGGGUUUCAGGAGGCUAAGCAGACCUAAUCAACAUAGAAAGUUUUGAUAACAAAGGAUCAAAAACUAUUUAAGGUGGUUCUAACCCUCAACUCCUCGUUUCACAAAUAGCAUAAGGAUUCAACUGCUUUAAAACAGGUCAUGAACACUAACUGUAGUAAAAUUAAAAUUAUUGGGAAAUUAUACCCAGAGAGUAAGGUAGAUGAACAUAAAAGAGUCAAUGAACUAUUCAUUAAAAUGAUUAUAUCCCAUGAGAUAAGAGGUUUUAAUUUUAGUUUUCUAUUUACUGUCCUAGUCUUGGUCUCCUUCCCACCCACCUACUCAGAUAUAGUCCUCUAAAUGGGUUAGAAAGGUCCCAAACUUUUAGAAGGAAGUUUUGCUUCUUAUUUUUCUUCAGCAUCUGUUACAUGCUAUUAUUUUGGUGUUUACAUUCAUAAUUUUCACUCCUUUUAGUGUAUUACUUUCAUUACAUAGAAGAAAUUGUAUUUCUAAACAUUCUAUGAUGUUAAAAACAGCAGAAAUGAAACUUAGCUGUAACAGUGACAAAGCUGUUUCCCUUGCUCAGCUUUGGAAAGGAUUUAUGAAAUUUCUGUGGAUCUAGUAAAGGUUAAUAAUUUCUCAGAAGGUUUGUGAUGAUCCAUGGUCUAUCUGGAAGUUAAAAGACAUUGGUUGCUUUAUUUAAAUAUGAGCUAUGCUGUGCUGUAUUUUCACAAGCUCCCUAGCUAUGGCAGCCUCAUGAAGCCACAGUUCGCUUGGACAAUGGAGCUAGUCCUGGCCUCAGCAGUGGAGUAAGUACAUUGUUAUUGCAUGAGGUUGGGGUGAGCCAUCAGCCUAGUGUUUGAAUUCUUACAAACAAAAAGCCUAUUUUCUGUAUCCUUCUAACAAGGGUAAGAAAAUACAAAGUAAGUAACUAAGGAAUAUUAAAGCCUAACUUUUAUGUUCUGCAGUGUGUAUUUAAGAAGUUCAUAAUGGGGAAAAAAAUCCAGCAAAUAUUGUAGUCUAUCUUAUCUAAAAAGAGAAUAACCAGUACAGUUGUACUUAAAAGAGCUUUCAAAAAUUCAACCAUAUCUUUUUAUCAUUUGUCCAAUUACUUGAUAAUAACUAAGAAAAAGAAGUUCCUAAAUAAAGGACCCGUGUUCCAAAAUUGAGCAAGAUUAAAUUAUUUCUAUUAGAUAGCCUUAGCCUGGUAAAAUUGGCUUAAUGGGGUGAUUAAAUUAUAAUAAGGAACUGUUGUCUGUGAUUUUCUUGAAGUUUGGUUUUUUUACAAAAUUAAUGGUCAGUUGUACAAGAUUAAGCUAAAUGUUAUCUAGUCGCCAACAUCAGUCUAUAUAUUUCAUUAGUUUUCACAAAGGCACGAAAGUCCAUGCUGUGCCAAUGGAUCAGCGAUAAGUGAAAGAUGUUAAGUCGAAGAAAGGACAUUUUAUCUAUGAGCUAAUUUAGUCACAGCUCCUUAUCAAUAACCGUUUUGUUCAUUCUUAUUAACUAAUGAUAUGAAAUAUUUUUGAGUGUCUGUUACUCUCAGACAAGCAUUCAUCUUUGAAAGAUAGUACCACGUUAAAAAUUUGAAAAUGUUUUCCCCAAUAUAAAAAUUGUCUUGAAAAAAAAUCUAAAAUUUUUAAAUUAUCUUAACAGUUUGCAUCUAAUCUCCAAUUAUCCAGAUCUGACUCCAGGAAUGUUACUGUUAUCCUCAGUUGGAACAUGUGAGAUUUAUCUGAAAAAGCAUCCACAGCCCACACAACUUGUAUCAACCUAGCUAAUUCACAGACACGAGGAUCAGAAUAUCUGUGAUCCUAAAGUGAGAGGAAAGUGCCUGGCAUUUUGCUUUUCCUAAGGGCAAAGUAACAACCUUAAGAAAAAGUGCUUUUUAUUGUCUAUUCAUUAAACUAUGGAAGGAUAUUUUGACUUUUUAGCUUUGUAUUAUGAAGGGACUUUUUCACUAGAAAUGGAUGUAGCAUUGUACUUCUUUCUCAACAGCAAAACCUAUGUGAUGUCCUAAAGUACGAUGAAAGAGUGUACUCAACAAAAGAAAAAUGGAAUAUCAGAAACUUCAAAAAUUAUUUUAGCAUUUUUUAAAUUUUUCCCUUUUUAUAAAUUAAAAGGGUUUUCCAUUCAAUAAUGAUAAUCUCUUUUCCUAUAGUCCCCACUGUCAAAAUGGCAGCUUAUUUUGGUAGUUAUACAAUCCAGUUUCAUUACAUUUAGAAAGUGGUUUCAGACCUUAUUCUUUGUAACUAUAAUGAUUUAAUAUUUUAUAUCAUGGAGUUUUUAUAUGAGGAAGGCUAUUCUCAAUGUAUCUGUCAUCUAAUUUUUACUUUCUAUAAAGCAUAUUUAAAUAAUGAUUGGUGUACGUUCCUUUUAUUGAAAAAUUUGGAAAGGUUUUAUUGUCUAAUUUCAGCACAAUAAUUUUAUUGUCCUAAAGUUUUGCAGUAAAUAUUCAUUUAUCAAAAGCCAAAAAAACAUGAAAUAAUUCAUUACUGACACAGCUAACUUCUACCCUUCCCCAUUCCCUCAAAUCACGGAAGCAUUAAUAUUUAGCUUCCUUAAAUCACUGAUUAUGUUCUUGGGAAGUAUGUACUGAUUAUUUUGUUUUUAAACAGCCUUUUAGCAAUCCAAUUCAUGUGUAUUAUCUUUAUGAAAACAAUAUAUAUAUUUAUCGUUAUCUUGAAAUAUACUUGGAUUCUUCCCAUUGCACUUACAACGAUAGAAAAGGGACAUUAGUUUAUUUGAGAAACUAGAGACCUGAACCUAAUUAUGGCAAGUAUAUGAGUUUUGGCAAUUGUGAGGGAUCUGCUAGCGUUUCCUAACAAGUGUAUAUCAGCCAUUAUGUAAUGUCUCUCUUCAGUAUUUUCCUGUUUUCUAAUAUUUUCCAAUAAUAUUCUGUAAGAUAACUUUGUAUGCUGUAUAUAAAUGAGCAUAGAAAUCUGACAAAGAAACAAAACUGCUGUUAAGGCAAAUCCAUUGCUAGAGAGUAGAGUGGAUUAUCAGGAUAAGAAAUGGCUUAAUUAUAAACAAAUAUCCAGACAGAUAGAAGUACUGACUACAGUUAAAAUUUACACUGUCUUAACAAAUGUUCUUAAAGUAAUAGUUUACAUAAAAUCAUCUGACUUUUAUUACAUGAUCAUUUAAAAUGAGUAGACAAAAAUAGCAUUUUCUUAUGGUCCUUCCCUUCAGUGGGCAUGAACUUGGCAUACAAUAUAAACUGGAUAUGGAAUCGGUGGAAGGGAAAGCAUCUAUUUUCAUUUUAAAACUGUUAACCUAUUACUAAACCUAAGGUGAUGAUUUAAGGCCAUUAAGGAUACUAUAAUUUGAUGAGAUGAGAAGAAAUCUGUGAUGGCUGAGAAUCACUACCGACUUCUAACAGUUAUCUAGAUCUGCUUCUUUACCUAGUUUAUAAACAGAGGCUCAAUUUUAUGUUUCCCCUUAAUUAUACAUAGUAGCUACACAGAAAAUGUUUAAAGUGAAAGCAAAAGUGGACAUUUGAAAAAGUAUAUUCAAGGAGAGCCCUUAUGUACCUGAUACAUUACCACCAGACUGUGAAUUAGAUGUUUAGGGUCUAAAGGUGAAAUCAUCAGAGAAGGUAUCCAUAGCCUCAAAAUUUUAGGCCCUUGGCGCUCUCAAAUAUCCUGGAUUGUAUCUACUCAGAGUUUAAAGGAACAAUUAAGUGUCAUGAGAAGAACAAUCUCAAAGCGAGAAAAAGGAAACUACCAAAGCAUGCUUGGGCUUUAAUAAUGUAUGUGGGAGACUUCUGGGCAGAUUUUAUCAGUUUAGAGAUCUCUAAAUUGACAAAGGAAAAUAAUUAGUUUAACAGUUAUAUUGUAAAAUUAAUGAAAGGGACUCGUUUAUUCUUGGUAUAUUUGUCCACCUUUGGGCAGUGAAAACUGUAUAUACUUUGUAUCGUAUGUUUAUAUAUGUCACUAUUAGAGAUGAGUAUCUUAAUAUUAUUUACUGUUAUUCCUAAUCAUUUAUGUAUUAUUUAUACUUCACUGUAAGAUUCACAGCACUUUACUAAUAUUAGAUAAUUAUUUUCCUUGUACCUUUCUGUGGCAUGUUCUGUUUAAAUCUUUUCCACUGGGGUUCUUUUCCUUAUUUUGCAACACUCACUAAGAGAAAUACAAAAGAUUGCCCAAACAAAUGGGCUAUGUACUCUUCCUGAAAUUUUUAAAGUUCAAUCUGAAGUUCUAAGUCUGGAAAUAUAGUUGAAGCUGGGUUGGGGCAACUAGGCAUGAGAUACAUUUUGUAUUUCACAUUAAUAAGACAUUUUUUAUAAAAAGUUAAUAACUCAUGAAACUAAGUUCUCCUAAUGUAAACAUCCUUGAAACUUUUUGUUUUCUGGAGUUGCAGUAAUAAAAAGUAAACAAUCUUCUGGUGAAUCAGAAGAUGCUCUUUCCUUUGAUUUCCCUGUCCUAAAAUACAAACCUACAAACUGCCCUUGACUUUCCUAAUUUCUUCAUUAUUGCAUAUACCCAAGGACAGGAUAAAGAUAGCCAAGUUCCAGGAGCUGUGAAGUCAGAGAAUCUGGAAAGGGGUGGAGUGAGGUGAUGGGAAAAGGCAAACACUAAAGAUGGCAGAAUACUACAAAAAUAUUCUUAGUUCUACAUAACAAAUAUGCUUUAUGAACUUAGCCAUUUUCUUAAGUUCUAAUAUAGCAAAGUUAUUUUGGCUUCUUCUAUUGAGAGAUGUUUCUAGGUGUCAGGACUCUUCCAUUUGUAACAAAUAUAUUAGUAUUCAAAUCAUAGUCCAAAAGUACUGAAAUAUUUGUUGUUAUAUUGAUAUAUAUGAUUACUGCCAAAGAAUAGAAAGAUUUGCUCAUAAGAACAUUCUCUUAGAGUUUUGUUUUAUUUUGUGUUUUCAGAUGAGAGAAAUGUUUUCAUAGUGUGAACCGUUUCUGAAAUAUUUUCUUCUGUGGUACCCACUACUCUAGUGGUAUGCUUUGCACAAGCAGGUCCCCUAGAAGAGAGCAGCACUGAAAUAGAGAAGUCUUGACUCUGACCUUUGAGAGAAGAACUGCUUUUUGUCCUCCCAAAGUAAAAAAUUAAGCACUCUUCUGCCACACAAAGACAAAAUAUGUUUUGAAUAUCUACUAAUUAGUUGUGGAAUAGAUAGGUCUCCUAAUUGUCUUUAUCAUCCACUGGCUUCUUGUUAAUCUAGAUAAGAGUAGAUUUCUAGACCUGCAUUUUCUAAUUCAUUAGCCACUAGCCACAUGUGACAAUUUAAAUUUAAAUUAAUUAUAAUUAAAUUUAAAAAAAAUUUGGUUCCCCAGUCACCUAGACACACUUUAAAUGCUUCAGUAACCACAUAUGGAUAGUGGUUAUCAUACUUUUCAACACAAAUAUAGAACUUUUUAUCAUCGCAGAAAAUGCUUUUUGCCAGUGCUGUAAUACCCAAAGAGAAAAUAAGGACAAAAUAAAGGUAUUCAGUUAACUUAGGAUAGCUCUUCGAUUUUACCACAAUUGUUGAAUAGAGCUAUUUUUCUUAUUAAAAUUAACACCAGCCCUUUUUAAAGACCUUGGAAAAAUUAAAACCUCAUUCUUUGAAACUUUUGUUCAGUAUGUAUUUUUAAACAGAUUCUCAGCACUUUACUUUUCAAGUAAUAUAAUUAAAUCAUUUCAUAAGUCAUAACUUAGUAUCUUCAGGAUUUUUUCGUCUUUUAUGUAGUGUUUUAACAUUGAGGAUACAUGGUUUCUAACUCUUAUGGAGCAGAAACUGAUGAAUGCUUAUUUACAAAUAAAAAUUGAUAAACACAUAUUCUUCUUUUUAGUUACUUUUAAAUCUAUAUAGAUCUAAUGAAAGUUGCCAACAGUUUUUUGUAUUUAUCCCUAAAAUCACAUUCGAUUAUUUUCCACUUUAAAGAUAUAUCAGGGUCUAGAUAAUUUCUUUGGUUUUCUUCAUAGUUUCUUGCUCUUAAUAAGUUGAAUUAUGAAUUAAGUUUUAUGUAUGCAGCAAAUAUUUUAUUCCAGUGACAUAGCUAAUGAAACAUGUUUUAAUAUUUACUAAUUUACUUGGCCUAUUACUAAAGCACUUACCAUACCUAAAAGGACCUAUAGUAAUUCAUCUGAGUUUUUUAAUGAAAAUAAGAAACUAAUCAUAAUUCUUUUGAGUCAGCUUGGUCCUUAGUUAAAACUAUCCUGUUAAGGAAGUCAUGAUGCUUUCCUCUUCCUUUUAAAUUUUUUUUAAUCAAGCAACAGACUUGUUACAGUAUGUCAAAUUCCAAGCAAAUUAUGAUGAAAUUCUUAUUGUUGUUCAAGUUCAGAUGAAUAAACAGUGUGAUUUGAGCUUAUGAUUUUCUUGGUGACCUAAUUUAAUGUGUGUUCUACAGAGACUCAUACUAGUUAAGGGAAAUUUUCAAUAUGCUUGAAAUAAGAAAUAGCAUUUUAGUUUAAAUACAGGAAAUGACUGUACACAAAUAUCAAUCAAUUAUUUGAGGCCUUCUAAUUUUUUUUUAAUAAUAGCCUUUGUUUUUUAAUAGCCUUAGUUAUUUAAAAUUCACAUGCACUAAAAUGUUAUUGCUGUCACUAACUUUGCUGUUUACAGGUUAUGUGUAAUUCAGAAUGCUUUGUACUCCAAGGAAUGAUUUCCAGGUUUAUCUUAUUUUGCAGUUUUCAUAUUUUGACAAUUGCCCCACCAUUUAUAACACCCAAUUUUUAGUUGUAUAAUGAAUGGUAAAAUUCAAACACAUUUAAUAAUUUGCCUUAUUUUCAUUAAUAAAUUCUAUUAAAGAUUUGGGGCUAGAAAGAGGCUUUUUUUUUUUUCCUAGAGUAGUUUUUAAACUUUUCAGAUGAGCUGAAAAACACCUUAGUACAUUGGAGUUGGAGUUGUACUGAUUACAGUCCCAGCUCUGAAGCCUUAUACUCAUGUCUUAAGUAUCAUUGAUCUGUGAAUUGUUAGUUUCAUAUUUGACAUUGUAGUUAUCCACCUUGCAGUUUAGCCUUUGCAAGAAAAGGAUAUUGCUAGGUAUUUUUAUUUCUGGUUGACUAUUGAAUUUAUAAUUUCACAAUUUCAUUCUUUGUCAUUAUAAUCCAAAAAUGAAAUCCACACAGGACUCUAAAUUUCUCACUUCACAAAUGGAA